AUGGCCGAGGGCAGCGAGCUGAUGAACCGGCUCAUGAGUGAGAACGCGGACCUCAAGAAGCAGGUGCGGCUGCUGAAGGAGAACCAGAUGCUGAAGCGCCUGCUCAGUGAGAGCUGUCAGGACAGCUGUGGCCAUGGUAACCGCGACCUGCUCUUCCCCAAGGGGCCCAUCUACCCUGAGGAGACCUGCUCGCCUGGGAGCGGAGUUCCAGAUUUCGGGAGGUUCUCCAGUGCUGUGGACGCGCCCUCUCAGAUGCAGACAGCCUCCCUGGAGGACCUGCUGUGCUCCCAUGCGCCCCUCUCCAGUGAGGAUGACUCCUCUCCUGGCUGUGCCACUGCCUCCCCAGCCACCUUCAAGUCUUUCCUCAGCUCCACAGAGCUGCACACGGUCCGGGGCACUGACAGGAAGCUCUCUCAGCUCCUGGGCCCCCUGCAAGACCCACUGGUAGAUAAGAGUCUGUUGGAGUCCCGGCCCAAGAAGGUGUGCUUCUCAGAGAACAGCCUGCCCUCAGGGGACAGGACCCGCAGGAGUUUCUACCUGAAUGAGAUCCAGGGCUUUUCAGGCACCGAGAAGGAUGGGCGCAUCGUGGGAGAGAUCGCCUUCCAGCUGGACCGGCGCAUCCUGGCCUACGUCUUCCCGGGGGUGACCCGGCUCUACGGCUUCACCGUGUCCAACAUUCCUGAGAAGAUCAGGCAGACAUCCAUCAAGUCCCUGGAUGGCACGGUGGAUGAGAAGAAGCUGCGUGAGCUCACGCACCGCUACCUGACCCUGACGGCACGCCUGGAGAAGCUGGGCUACAACCGCGACGUGCACCCAGUGUUCAGCGAGUUCCUCAUCAACACCUACGGCAUCCUGAAGCAGCGCCCGGACCUGCGCGCCAACCCUCUGCAUAGCAGCCCAGCGGCCCUGCGCAGGCUGGUCAUCGAUGUGGUGCCGCCCAAGUUCCUUGGCGACUCGCUGCUCCUGCUCAACUGCCUGUGCGAGCUCUCCAAGGAGGACAGCAAGCCGCUCUUCGCCUGGUGA
Sorex araneus (European shrew) is the source of this 1023-nucleotide messenger RNA. RefSeq names its product spermatogenesis and centriole associated 1 like (gene SPATC1L). The transcript is spliced from 4 exons. Bases 1 to 1023 code for a protein of 340 amino acids. The record is from RefSeq and is a predicted model, not a curated record. Lineage: Eukaryota; Metazoa; Chordata; Mammalia; Eulipotyphla; Soricidae.